Seminavis robusta is the source of this 774-nucleotide messenger RNA. The record is from the annotation of a GenBank genome assembly. Lineage: Eukaryota; Bacillariophyta; Bacillariophyceae; Naviculales; Naviculaceae.
AUGAACAAUAAUAAUUCCAACGACGAUGAGCAGCCCCCAGUCACCAAGAAAGCGCGCCGAGGUGAGCUUAAGGAUCAUGAAGAUAAGGACGAAUUGGUGACGAAAGAAGAGAAGAAACAGGAUGCUGAAGAUGAAACAAACUCGGCAGCCAUUGACACGACCGCUCGUGUUGGUCUAAAGAAGGUCAGGAGUCUCCAGGAUGGGAACUUGUGCGGUGGAGACUUUGUAUUGGAUACCGAUGGGAGUGCCUGCACCAUCAGUUUUCUGUUUGAGAAGGACGGUAAAAUAUGCGGUCUCACCGCGGGCCAUCUGGCGGACGUUGGCGACAACUUGGAGAUUUUUGCUGAAAGCCAAGCGGACGAGGAGGAUUCAUCAUCCUCAUGUUUUGCAACGGGUGGACAAAGGGUGGACCUCCUCAUGGUUUCCCCUAUGCAUAUGUCUGGGCUUUCCACGAUUCUGCGCUUGCCCGAGCCUGAUGCGAACCCUACUCCCCCACAAGAAGGCAUUGAAGUUGUCGUUUGUGGCGCAAAGCGCCGUGGAGCGAACGGGGUUGUGGCGAUUGGAAGCAGCGUAAAAGGGAAAAUGUCUAAGAAAGGCGAUAUCGGAAUUUCAUCGAAUGCCGACUCUGGGGAAUCUGUCUCUUAUGGUAGUACAAGCCUGACUUAUGGCGUGGAUUGUGGCGCGCUCUACUUGGUUACCACUUCAGGAACUCCCAUUGCCAUGCACCACUGUUUGCAGAACCCGCAGGAUGAAGGGAGGGAAGAACACCGAUAA